AUCACUUUAUCACAACGAAUAUUCUGCGCUUUGGCAAAACUAGUAUACGAUUACAAAAUUAUAGUAUAGUUUUGUUAGACAAUAACAACAUACAAUUCAGUAACUCGAACAUACAUAAUAUGAAAUGAAUACCAUAUUUCAUUCAGUUGAGCUACGCUAACAACGUUAAUAGCAUUUUGUUUUCACAAAUUUAUAACAACCCCGUAAUUAUAAAUUACUAACCAAGAGAUGCUUAAUAAAAUUCCGGGUUGCACUGGAAUAGUAGCCCCAUUGAUUAUACGGUUUAGUCUGGUACAAUUCACCAGGCAACCCGAUCACGUAUAUAAUGGACUGGCCUGGUUGAUUCAGAGUCUAUCCUAUUUGAGGCCCAUUUCGGUUGGUCAUGAUAGUCGACCCUGUACCUGAAUCUGGUGACGAGCCCAGAAUAUUUCAUAUAGCCAUUUUCAAGGUCCAAUAUCUUGUAAAGAUUUUCAAGAACAAACCGACGAUAUCAUCAGCAAUUUGUCACCAAUGAUACGAGACACGAUGAUUAAGAUAGAAAGAAGACAACACGUAUCCUCCUCAAACCACAUGUACAUCUUCCUCACACACCACCUGUCAAAAGUUUAAAUAAAAUACUCAUGAACCGACCCUACGUAUAAAGAUCAUAAAAAGUAUUAGAUAAAACAAGAAGAAAAAGUGUAAAAAACUCAAAUGAUUCGCUUGUCUCUCUAUUUAAACAUCACAAUCAAUCUCUCCAUAAUCCUACACCAAUUAUUCUCCUCAUAUUCCAUACAUCACAUCUCUAUAACAUCCACAAACAUUUCACCUCUUUGAUCCCUUUUUCGUAUAUAUAACAAUAUUAGUAUUUGAAGCUAUCACAAGGAUGAUUCCUAUAUGCGUGCAAUGCGGAACGGGAGGAAACCCAUGUAGAUGCAAAGUGGUCGGACCGACGUUAGGGCUUGUGGCGUUUUUAGCAGCCGGAGUGGUGGAGUGGCCGGUGGGAGCAUUGGUUUAUAUCUUUAAACAUGCCAAAGGUCGACGUAUUAUGGGUCAUCCGGCUACCCACGUUUAUCCCAAAGUCUCCCGUUCCAUUCCCAUAUGAUUUUGAAUCUCACUUUUGUAUGAGAUUUGAGUAAUUGUACUACUAUUUAUUAUGUUUCUUUGUCGUCGUACUAUGUUGUGUUUUAUUUCGUUUCCUUUCUACUAUGAACGUUAAUGAUUCAGCUGUACUUUUAUUCUUGGACAAGGUUAAUAAAUCUUCGUUUUUAAUUGAACUAA
Molecule: messenger RNA, 1260 nt
Organism: Brassica rapa (field mustard)
Lineage: Eukaryota; Viridiplantae; Streptophyta; Magnoliopsida; Brassicales; Brassicaceae
Source: RefSeq, a predicted model, not a curated record